Molecule: messenger RNA, 2047 nt
Organism: Eurytemora carolleeae
Lineage: Eukaryota; Metazoa; Arthropoda; Copepoda; Calanoida; Temoridae
Product: probable cytochrome P450 CYP44
Exons: 18
Coding region: 318-1808 (496 amino acids)
Molecular function (GO): iron ion binding; heme binding; oxidoreductase activity, acting on paired donors, with incorporation or reduction of molecular oxygen
Source: RefSeq, a predicted model, not a curated record
ACCUCCCCCCCCCCCCCCUCCAAUAUUCUCCAAAUCACAUUGACAAACGUGAAGAAAUAGUCAACAUUUUAAUGAACUUUAAAUUACAGUGGAAUGGGGGACAUUGUAUUUUAAAGAACUGCAAAGAAAGAAAAAAAAAAACAGAUAUUUUUGUGUGAAAUAUUAACGUUUGAAACUUGUUAUUAUUCUUAAAAUCCCUUUUUUCAUUCAAAUAAAUAUCUGUGGCUUUUGUAGAAAGUUUGUAUGUUAAUUGUUGAUAUUUGUGUUGUAUCUCUCAAUUUUCUUUCGGAAACCCUAGACUUUAGACUUUAUAAAAAAUGGCAACAAAACUGAUGGCAAAAGAUGUCGGGAAAAAUGUGAUUCGUGGUUUGAAGAAAUUUGAGGAUAUCCCCGGUCCCCCCUGCUGGCCACUGGUCGGGUCUGCUCUCAUGUACAGGUUCGGAGACUUCAAGAAGACCCAGUACCACGAGGCACUUAAAGAUAUGUACUGUAAGUACGGUCCCCUGGUGAAGGAAAAUAUUGGCGGGAAAAUAAUUGUCCACGUGUUUGAUCCAGAGGAUAUUAAGACUGUGUAUAGUUAUGAAGGAAAGUACCCAGUGGUUCCACCUCUACAAGAAACUACGCAGAUGUACCGAGCCCAGAAGCAGAUGUCCCUGGGCCUUGGGAACACUAAUGGAGAAGAAUGGUAUAAACUCAGAUCAAAUUGUAUACAGAAGAUGUUACGACCAAAGGAGGUUGCCUUCCAUUUACCUUCUGUGGACAAAACAGCUAAGAUGCUUAUUGACAAAAUACAACAGGGAAAAAACGCAAAUGAUGAGAUAGAGGAAUUAAGAAUAGAAAUUGGAAAAUGGUCUAUUGAAAAUGCUGCAAACUUAGUAUUUGACCGUCAGCUGGAUUGUCUAACGACUGCUUCUGAGAGAGAAUCAUGGGCCAGGGAUAUGGUGGAGGCCAAUGCUGAAAUUUUUAAACUAUCCGGUGAUCUUAAACUUUCUCUUCCCCUGUACAAGUACCUAUCUACUCCAAAAUGGCGUAAGCUUGUUGCCGCGGAGGAUUCAUUCUACUCAGAAGCAAUAUCUCUCGUCGAUGAAGCAUUGCUGAGAUUAACUGCUGGAGUAGAGAAGGGAACUCUGUCUCCUUCUCAGUUAUAUUUUCUAUCCUACCUAAUAUCAAGGGAUUCACUGGAUUUAAAGGAUGUAACAGUUAUUUGUUUAUCAUUGUUUACUGAUGGAUUAUCUACCACCACACCAACCCUUCUAUUUAAUCUUUAUGCUUUAGCCAGAAACCCUGAAGUACAAGAGAAGGUAUUUCAAGAAGUUGAGAAGAAUCUUCCUUUAUCCUCUCCAGCCACAGUUCAAGCACUUGCUAACCUACCGUAUCUAAAGGCAUUUGUGAAGGAGACGUUUAGAAUGUAUCCAAACGGAACAGAGGUGUCAAGAUAUCUGGAGGAGGAUAUAAGUUUGUCUGGAUUUCAGAUUCCUGCAGGAACCCAUGUUGAUUUGAAUCCGUCCGUUCAUUUCAUGGAUCCUCACCUUUUCCCGAACCCAAGCAAACACUUGCCUGAAAGAUGGUUAAGAGAAGAUGCUGAACAGAAUAUACAUCCGUAUUUGCUCACUCCGUUCGGGCAUGGCACUAGAAUGUGUGCAGGUCGCAGGUUUGCUGAACAGGAUCUUUAUGUUGUUAUUGCCAGGAUUAUUGCCAGGUUUAAGUUGAGUGUUCCUGACGAACCAGCUGUGAACCAGAUCUACCACACCCUUUUAUUCCCAGACACGCCUCUUCAUAUUCAGUUUAGAAACAGGGAGGAGGCUUAGAAGCCACUUGACAGUCAGCUUACAGAGGCUUAGAAGCCACUUGACAGCCAGCUUACAGACGCAAACUUCAAACUUCUAUUAUUAUAUGAAAAGGAUAUCAAAAAUUCGUCCUUGCGUAAAACUGUCAAUUCUAAAUGUUGAUUGACAUUUGAUUUAACAAAUUUUUGCAAAAUUUAUUUUAAAUAUUGUGAUUUUUAAACAUAUAGCAUUUGUAAUGAAUAGAGAAAUUGAUUUUAUUA